AUGAAUUAAUAAUUGAAUCACAGAAUUGGCAAAGAACACAAAGUCGACAUCGCAGAACAAAGGAUACGCAACUUAUUCAACAUAGACAUACUCUAGAAUGUUCAAGUCAGGAGAACCUAGUUCAUUCAUUCCAUCCAUCCAAACCCUAAGUCCCUCAUCCAAGAAGGUUACAUCGUCCACUCCAUACCUCUCAGAAACUGCGAUAAGAUGAAGAUAUACAACUACCCCAGGGAGAAAAGAGAUCGCAGUCCGUUGCCGACAUGCACCGAUCAAAUCCCUCAAAUUACAUAGGAGAAAAUCUAAAGAAUAAUGACAACAGUAAAAAAAGAUAGAUCGAUGAAUAUCUCAAUUGACAAUCAAUCCAAUAUAGUGGCCAAAAUGCCAGCUUUCUACACCAAGCAUUAAUCCAAUAGUAAAACCUAAAAAUCUAUGUUAUCUACUGAAAGUUUCGCAAUUAGAAUUCGAUCGCUUAGCAAAGUCAAAGAUAACCUCCAAGACUCUUCCUAUUUCCAAUAGAGAUCGGCAACACCUUACAAAAAGUAAAGGCUCACCCAAUAUAAGCAGUUUUUGCAGUAACAAGUCAAUAACUUUUUGCAAGACUCUUACUUUAAUUGA
This is a messenger RNA of Paramecium tetraurelia, 615 nucleotides long. RefSeq lists its product as uncharacterized. Lineage: Eukaryota; Ciliophora; Oligohymenophorea; Peniculida; Parameciidae. The transcript is spliced from 2 exons. The record is from RefSeq and is a predicted model, not a curated record.